Messenger RNA from Thrips palmi, 2292 nucleotides. RefSeq lists its product as uncharacterized. The record is from RefSeq and is a predicted model, not a curated record. Gene Ontology annotation, cellular component: plasma membrane. NCBI's taxonomy places the organism in Eukaryota, Metazoa, Arthropoda, Insecta, Thysanoptera, Thripidae. Bases 1 to 2292 code for a protein of 763 amino acids. The transcript is spliced from 9 exons. Gene Ontology annotation, molecular function: GTPase activity; GTP binding; calcium channel regulator activity.
AUGUGUUUCAUCCGUCCUACCUUAACACAGAGCCUGCGGCGCCUGUCCCAGAGCAAGGCGAUCGCCAAGAUGACCGUGCUGCACAGGUCCUCCGGCUCGUCCAGUGGGACCCACUCUGCCGAUGGGUCGCCAAGCCACUCGGCGUCGCGGCCCGACGGCCGCCCCGAGUCCGACCUGCUGUCCAGCGCGUCCUCCGCCCUCCGGAGGCUGCACUUCAAGUCCUCGGCCAGCAGGAGGUACAAAGGCAAGCACGCCGGCAACGCCACGCCGCCCAUCCCCACGGUGGUCAUCAUGGGUUCCAGCACGACGUCGGAGACGACCAUCAACACCAGCACGGACUCGGCCACGACGCAGGUGACGGCCGUGACGGCGACGGACGGCGAGACGACGGAGGACUCGCUGGACCGCGGCCCCAACUUCGUCAUCAACGACUCCCGCGAUGAGGACGUGUUCGUGGGGACGUUCCCGGGGACGCCGUCGUCGGACUCGCGGCUGCAGGCGACGCCGACCACGCCGCUGCUGAGCGCCCUGCACCGCAAGACCGGCGACCAGAGCUACCUGUUCACGCGGACGGAGAUCGAGGACGACGGCGAGGACUUCCUGGGGGACCCUUCGUCGCCGACCUGGCUGACGUCGUCGUUGUCGUCCGUGGCCGCCACGACGCCCACCAUCUCCCCGCGGACGUCCACGUCGUCGCAGGUCAUCUCGCUGUCGUCGCUGCAGCGCACCAUGCCGGGCACCGUGCCCUCCUCGCCGCCCUCCACGCCGCCCAACACGCCGCUGUCCAAGACCAGCCCGCAGGUGAGCCCGCUGCACCGGCCGCGGCACUUGAAGCGCAAGCAGCACGUGAGCCGCAAGUCCAGCCACGUGGCGGACCGCCGGCACUCGCACUACCACCCGCCGCCCAGCCCCACGCUGUCCGUGCGCCUGGCCGCCGACAAGCGCCGCAUGCCGGCCACCACCACCAGGAAGGCGCCCGCCACCAUCGUGGUGCAGCAGCCCUCCGUCACGGGCAACUCACCCGAGGGCGGCGGCGACGGCCACAUCGACGCCAACGUCUUCAUCCUGGACAAGCAGCAGCUGGACGUCAACAGCCACUUCAACACGCUGCAGUGCCUGGAGACGAGGUUCGGGCGGCCGCACCACUCCCGGUCGCAGUCCGUGAAGACGCCGGGGCGCAGCGGCAACGUGUCGGACCGGCAGCGGCCGCACCUGCUGUGCCUGCCGCAGCAGCGCGCGCGCGUCGCCUCCAUGCCCAACACGGGCGUGGAGGAGGAGUACUACCGCCUCAGGCACUUCUCCAUCACCGGCAAGGGCAUCGUGAACCGCGGCGACUCCCUCAAGAGCAGGCGCUCCAGGUCCAAGAACAGCGUCGCGUCCUCCAACUCCAGCCACAGCACCGAGCAUAUAGGGCCCAACGGCUCGGCGCGGUCCUCGGCCACGUGCUCCUUGGCGUCGUCCAGGGACUCGUCCACCUGCACCGUGCCGUACCGCGUGGUGAUGCUGGGCGGCGCCGGCGUCGGCAAGUCCUCGCUGGUGCAGCAGUUCAUGACGUCCGAGUACCUGCACGCCUACGACCUGUCGCUCGACGACGAGUGCGGCGAGAAGUCCGUUAGCAUCCUGCUCGACGGGGAGGAGUCCGAGCUCACCUUCGUGGACCAUCCGUCCUCCGACACCACGCCGCUGAACGAGGGCCAGCCCGAGCCGCACGCGUACUGCGUGGUGUACUCGCAGGCCGACCUGCCCAGCUUCCGGAAGGCCGAGGACGAGCUGCAGCGGCUGUGGACGGGAGGCAGCGUGGGCACCAAGGCCGUCAUCCUGGUGGCCAACAAGACGGACCUGGUGCGGGGCCGCACCGUCACGGCGGAGGAGGGCAAGGCGGCCGCCACGUCGUACGACUGCAAGUUCAUCGAGACGUCGGUGGCCAUCAACCACAACGUGGACGAGCUGCUGGUGGGCAUCCUGACGCAGAUCCGCCUGAAGCUGCAGGACCCGGAGCGCACGCGCAGCAUCUUCCGCAAGCGCAGCGCCUCGCGCUCCAAGAGCCGCUCGCGCUCGCCGCUCAUCGUGUCCUGCGUCGGGGGGCUCACGUCCACCUGCGUGGGCGCCGGCGAGGACCCCAACGGCAACAACGGCCACCCCGCCGAGCCGCCCCUGUCCCCAGGGCGGGGCUCGGGGCCGCGCUGCCGACGCAACCGCAUGUCCGCCAGCCUCAAGGUCAGGGGGCUCCUGGACAAGGUGUGGGCGCGCGACUCCAAGUCCAAGUCCUGCGAGAACCUGCACGUCUUGUAA